AUGUUCUUCUUCCUGCUCAACCUGGCCCUCGCUGACCUGGGCUGCAUCUGCACCACUGUCCCCAAAGCCAUGCACAAUUCCCUCUGGGACACCAGGAACAUCUCCUACACAGGAUGUGCUGCUCAGCUAUUUCUGCUCAUCUUCUUCCUUGGAUUACAGUAUUCCCUCCUGACCAUCAUGUGCUAUGACCGCUACGUGUCCAUCUGCAAACCCCUGCAGUACGGGACCCUCCUGGGCAGCAGAGCUUGUGCCCACAUGGCAGCAGCUGCCUGGGCCAUUGCCUUUCUCAAUGCUCUCAUGCACACAGCAAAUACAUUUUCCCUGCCCCUGUGCCAUGGGAAUGCCCUGGGCCAGUUCUUCUGUGAAAUCCCACAGAUCCUCAAGCUCUCCUGUGCCAAAUCAUAUCUUAGGGAACUUCAGCUUCUUGCUGUUAGUGCCUGUUUAUUUUCUGGAUGUUUUAUGUUCAUUGUUUUCUCUUAUGUGCAGAUUUUCAGGGCUGUGCUGAGGAUCCCAUCUGAGCAGGGACGACACAAAGCCUUUUCCACCUGCCUCCCUCACCUGGCAGUGCUCUCUCUGUUCAUCACCACUGCAGUGUUUUCUCACUUGAAACCCCCCUCCAUCUCCUCCCCAUCCCUGGAUGUGACCCUGUCAGUUCUCUACUCAGUGGUGCCUCCAGCCCUGAACCCCCUCAUCUACAGCCUGAGAAACCAGGAGCUCAAGGCUGCAGUGUGGAAAUUGAUGACUGGAUGGUUUCAGAAACAAUAAA
Messenger RNA from Zonotrichia albicollis (white-throated sparrow), 766 nucleotides. RefSeq names its product olfactory receptor 14C36-like. Gene Ontology annotation, biological process: G protein-coupled receptor signaling pathway. The record is from RefSeq and is a predicted model, not a curated record. NCBI's taxonomy places the organism in Eukaryota, Metazoa, Chordata, Aves, Passeriformes, Passerellidae. Gene Ontology annotation, molecular function: G protein-coupled receptor activity; olfactory receptor activity. Gene Ontology annotation, cellular component: membrane.